AUGAGUACCUUGGACAUGAACUUUACAGGCAACAAACUCAUAGCCUUACUCUUCAUUGUUCUUCCCUUUUGGGGAUACAGGAUCUGGCGUCGUCAGAUCCAACGUAAAGAAGAAGACCAAUAUGCGGCACAAAUGGGAUGCAAAGCACCACGGAGGUGGGCAGCAAAAUGGCCGCAAGGCUUAGAUCUACUCCUCAAAGCAGGACAACACGCGAGAUCCCAGACUAUUCUACAAUUUUUCUUGGAUGUAGUGGAUUCCAGUGGUCCUACUCAUGAGCAGCAGUUGCGUAAGAAGAAAUUCUUUCGACACAAUUUCAGUCUUGGGCUCCGACCUAAGCAUUUUGCUCCGUUGAUGGGAAGCGGUAUCUUCACCCAGGAUGGUGCAGCAUGGAGGCAUUCUCGUGCACUUCUACGACCUCAGUUCACUUCGAAUCGCUACCAGAAUUUUGAGGAGAUGAAGAAGUCGGUCGAGAGUCUCGUCGAUCAGAUCUCUCCCGAUAGCAUAGUCAAUUUGCAACCGCUGUUCUUCCGUUUGACUUUUGAUACGACGACAUUUCUUCUCUUUGGCAAGACGCUGAGCUCUUUACAAAGCAGCGAUAUCGCUGGAAAAGAGUCUGAGUUCGCGGCGGCUUUUAACUUGGGUCAGGAUUACCUAUCGCAUCGUGGCCGGUUGGGAGAUUUGUACUGGCUUGCCAAUACGCCAGAGUUCUGGCGGGCUUGUAAGACUUCACACCGCUUUGUUGACGAUGCAAUUCAGACCGCACUGGAUGAUGCUGAGAAGCCGAAAUCCAAAGAGACGGAAGACGAGGACUCGAAGAAUUACGUGUUCAUUGAUGCUCUUAUCCAAGAAACCCGGAACAAGAAGGAACUCCGCGAUCAGUGUCUCAAUGUACUCCUUGCGGGCAGGGAUACUACCGCAUGCUGCCUCACUUGGACUUUGCGCUUACUAGCUCGACAUCCUCAGGUUUUGAAAAGAUUACGAACAGAGAUAGAGGAAGUAGUAGGCCUUGGAGAGCAUGCGCCUCAGCCAACUCGGGCAGACCUGAAGAAGAUGAGAUACCUUGACCUGGUAUUGAAAGAAGUUCUUCGUCUCUAUCCAUCUGUGCCGGUUAACUCGCGUGCAGCACUUAAAACAACAACGCUGCCUGUCGGAGGAGGUCCGGAUGGAAAGUCCCCAAUAUUAGUGAGAAAAGGCGAAGCCGUCGGUUAUUGCGUAUACGCCAUGCAUCGUCGCACGGAUAUCUAUGGGGAAGAUGCCCUCGAGUUCCGCCCUGAGAGGUGGGAAGAUGGACGGUUGUUGCGCGAUGUAGGUUACGGAUACUUGCCCUUUAACGGUGGGCCUCGAGUAUGCCUAGGCCAAGAGUUUGCCCUCCUAGAAGCGGGAUACACUGUAGCGAGACUAGUGCAAAAGUUUCCUUUCUUGACUGUCCCACAAGAUGAAGCUAUUGUGGCAACUGGAAAGGAAAAGCAGGUUCUAACGUUGGUGGUUGCUUCGGGAGAUGGGUGCCGUGUACAUAUGCGUUCGUAG
Bipolaris zeicola 26-R-13 is the source of this 1527-nucleotide messenger RNA. RefSeq lists its product as uncharacterized. NCBI's taxonomy places the organism in Eukaryota, Fungi, Ascomycota, Dothideomycetes, Pleosporales, Pleosporaceae. The transcript has 4 exons. Gene Ontology annotation, molecular function: monooxygenase activity; oxidoreductase activity, acting on paired donors, with incorporation or reduction of molecular oxygen; heme binding. The record is from RefSeq and is a predicted model, not a curated record. The coding region runs from base 1 to 1527 and encodes 508 amino acids.